Closterium sp. Naga37s-1 is the source of this 4068-nucleotide messenger RNA. Lineage: Eukaryota; Viridiplantae; Streptophyta; Zygnematophyceae; Desmidiales; Closteriaceae. The record is from the annotation of a GenBank genome assembly.
AUGCAGCUGCUAGUGAAGGACUACACUCUCUCCCCCUCUCCCUGCCCUUUUCGCAUCCCCCCCAUCUCCUUCCCCCCCUCCCUGCGCCAUUUGCCAGUGCGUGUGAUGUCGGUGGGCAGGCAUCGCUCACAGGGCACACAGCCGCUUGUGACCUAUCCUUUACCCUCUCCCAUCUGCUCCCCUCUUCUCCUCUCCCGUUACAUCGCCCCCCUCCCAGCGCCGCCUGCCAGUGCGGCGCCGCCUGCCAGUGCGGGUGAUAUCAGUGAACAGGUAUCGCUCACAGGGCACACAGCCGCCAAUAUAGGUCUCCACCCUUCCCCCCCCUGCGUGCCCCUUCCGCAUCUCCCCCACCCCCUUUCCACCUCCCAGCGCCGCCUGCCAGUGCGGGUGAUAUCAGUGGGCCGGCACCGCUCACAGGGCACACAGCUGCUCGUGAAGGACUAUGCGGAGAAGAUUUCCCGCUACUGCCCGUUUGAGGACCUGCCCGUACGCUCCAACCCCAAGGGGACCAGUGACGUGCGAGUGCAGGUGGAGGCGGAGGGCGACCGGGUGCUCAAGGCGCUGCACCCCCAUGACUGGGUGAUGCUGCUGGACGGGCGAGGCCGCACUGGCAUGGCAUCGCAACCAGGAACCCAAGCUGUGUGGCGCUGUAGCAUCAGCCGCGCCCCACUUCCCCCCUUAUGUGCUGCUGCUCGUGCUCCUCAUUCCCCCUUGCCCCGCCAGGUGGUGCUGCUGGACGAGCGGGGUCGCACAGUGACCUCGGAGCAGCUGGCGCAGCUCAUUGCCGACUGUGCUGAUGCCGUGAGCGGUGCUGUGCUGUGCUGUGGUGCGGUGAUGGGAGAGACAUGUCACACCCCGUGGAUGCCUGUGCUGUCAUGCACCUAUGCCCACCCACCCAUGCCCACCCAUGCACCCAUGCCCACCCACCCAUGCCCACGCAUGCACCUAUGCCCACCCACCCAUGCCCACGCAUGCACCUAUGCCCACCCACCCAUGCCCACGCAUGCACCUAUGCCCACCCACCCAUGCCCACGCAUGCACCUAUGCCCACCCACCCAUGCCCACGCAUGCACCUAUGCCCACCCACCCAUGCCCACGCAUGCACCUAUGCCCACCCACCCAUGCCCACGCAUGCACCUAUGCCCACCCACCCAUGCCCACGCAUGCACCUAUGCCCACCCACCCAUGCCCACGCAUGCACCCAUGCCCACCCACCCAUGCCCACGCAUGCACCUAUGCCGAUCCAUGCACCUAUGCCCACCCAUGCACCUAUGCCCACCCAUGCCCAUCCAUGCACCACAGUGCAUCAGCUGCACCUUUCUGGCCUCCUUCCUUCAACUCGCCCUCCCUCCCUCCCUCCCUCCCUCCCUCCCUCCCUCCCUCCCUCCCUCCCUCCCUCCCUCCCUCCCUCCCUCCCUCCCUCCCUCCCUCCCUCCCUCCCUCCCUCCCUCCCUCCUUAUCAUUUGCCUUCCCUCCCCGGUGUGGCCUACCUCUCGUAUUAAAUCCCACCAGCCGCACCGCUCGCUGACAUUCGUGGUGGGGGGGCCGUACGGCCACGGGUCACACGUGGCAGCGAGGGCCAACAGCAGCAUUCGCCUCUCAUCGCUCGUGCUCAACCAUGAGGGAUCACACUUCACCUACUUCCUCUCCUCCCCGCCCAGUCGCCUGCGAACCUCCUCCUCUUCCUCCUGGCUGGGUCGCAGAAACCACCGCUUCACCUGCGCUGACGCCCCCUUCACCUGCCACGGCGGAUGGCAGGCCAGUGGCAGGGAGGGUGGGGGGAGGAGGGGAGCGGGAAGAAGUGGGAGGGGGGAAAGGGGCAACAGCAGACGAGGGAUGGUGUGGCCUCCACGAGGGGGAUCCUGGGGGAACCUCUCGUUCGUUUUCUCCUCCUCGCCGCCUCCCAUAAGGACUCUCCUCUCCCCCUCCUUGCCCUCUCUUAGCCGCCGUGCUGCCUCCUCGCUGCGAUGUACUGUGCAGCUGGCAGAAGAGAUGGCAGGAACGGUGGAAGGCGGGGUGGAAGGACGGUGCACUAUCGAGGACGCCCUCGCCCGCCUCGUUAAGAGGCACGGCGCCGUACGCGCUAAGGAGCUCGCGCUGCUCGACAAGGUGGAGCAGGCGCUGGAGCAGACGCAUGCGGCGCUUCAGGCGGAGCUGCAGGCGGAAACGGCGGAACGCGCGGAGGGAUUGGCGGAGCGCGGGGAAAAGGGGGAAAUUGUGAGUGAUGCGAGUGGUGACGUGGCAACGGACAUCACCAGGCCUGGCCACCCCAGUGCUACUCUCGACAGCAACCCUGGCUGCCGAGCCGCUGUGUCGAGCCUGCUGUCCAGGCUCGGCAGCCUAGGUCCGGAAAAGGAGAUAGCAACGCUGCAUCGGGAACUCCACGGGGCAGUGGCGCGGCUGAGCAAGGCUGUGGAGCGGGAGAAGGAAAAGGGCACGUUCGUGGCUGAUAUCGGAGGUGCUUAUAGAGAGGCCGUGCAGUUCGACCCCGUUAUAGUGAACCGCGAGAUCGCGAAGCAUCUGUUCCGCCAAGGGCUGCUCGCCGUGGCGGACGCGCUCGUGGCGGAGGCGGGUCUGGGGGACGCGGGGGGAGGGGCGAGGGGGGAGGUGGGGGAGGAAGCGGAGGAAGGAGAGGUGCGGGAAGGAGAGGAGGAUGGGGAGGAAGGGGAGGCGAUGGAGGAGGAGGGGAAGGGGGAGGAGCGGAUGGAGAUAGCGGGGGGCGCAGGGGCGGAGGCGAACAUAGAAAGGGGGAGCAACGUGGGGACGGGGAGCAGCAGCGGAGGGGGGAGUGCAGGGGAGGGCGUGGGGGGCUUGUGGGGGGAAGGCGUGUCUGGGCGGGGUGGAAUGGCGCGCCUUUCAUGGUCAGCGCGGAGGAGAAUGAUGUCUGCCAGUGGCGUGGGGGGAGGUGGCGCGGGGGCCAGGGCUGGGGGAGAGGCGAGGGGCAAGGAUGGGGGAGCGGUGGGCGCGCAGGGGGGCGCAGGUGCAGUGGCAGGGGGGGAGGGGAGGGGCGGAGGUGGGGGCGUGGGCGAGGGAGUGAGCUUGCAGGAGCACCGGCGCAGGUACGGCGCCAUGCAUGCCAUCCUGCACGCUAUCCGAGCCAAGGACCUCGGUCCGGCGCUGGCUUGGGCGGCGCAGCAUCGGGAGGAGCUGCAGCGGGAAGUUGCCGGGGGGUUUCCGGACGUGAAGGUGGGAGGGGGGGAGGGAGGGAAGGCGGUGGUUGGAGGGCUGAAGACAAGCUCUCUGGAGUUUGAAGUUCAUCGACUGCAGUUUCUGAAUCUUCUACAGGAGCAGCAGAAACAGCUUAUAUGGAAGCAACAGCAGCAGCAAAAGGAAGGCUCGUUUCCCAUGUCUGAUCCUGCCAUUGACGACAGCAACGGCCAAUCACGGCCUGCCACCUCGGCAGCACUCCAAUACGCGCGCCAGCACUUCCCGCCAUUCGCCGCCACCCAUCUCCCCGACAUCCAACGCCUCAUUUGCGCUCUCCUGUGGGUUGGGCGGCUGAAUUUGUCCCCAUAUGCCGACCUCCUGCCACUCACUGCCGCCCACUGGGAUCAGAUCGCCGCCCGGUUCACCGCAGACUACUGCGCCGUCGAGUGCCUCGAAUCCGCCGAAAGCCCAUUGGCUGUCGUGGUGGCUGCGGGCGGCGAGGCCCUCCCAAUGCUGAUAAAGCUUGCCGCCCUGCUGAACCACAGCAGCGGGAUUGGCAGCGGGGGAGGAAUCAGCCGAUCAGGCGGCAGCACCACCACUGCUGCUACCACUCCUACUACUGCUGCUGCUGCUGGUACAGGCGGCAGCAGCAGGAGGGUGGCACGGGACUGGCAGGGCAUGGAGCAGCUGCCAGUGGAGAUCGAGCUGCCACGCGCCUUCCACUUCCACUCCAUCUUCGCCUGCCCUGUCUCCCGUGAGCCCGCCUCCUACCCCGACAACCCGCCCGUGCUGCUGCCCUGUGGCCACGUGGUGUGCCGUGCCUCCGUGCUCAAGCUCGCCAAGGGCGCCACGCGCCCCUUCAAGUGCCCCUACUGCCCGCUGGAAACCGCGCCGCUUGACUGCCGCCCCAUCCAGUUCUAG